Molecule: messenger RNA, 351 nt
Organism: Mesorhabditis belari
Lineage: Eukaryota; Metazoa; Nematoda; Chromadorea; Rhabditida; Rhabditidae
Source: the annotation of a GenBank genome assembly
AUGAAGAUUGCUAUUGGUAUUUUGAUUUCCUUGACACUCAUCUCUUCGACGAUCGCCUCGAGGAAAUGUUGGGCCGAUUCGAACACGAAUGAGCAUCACACGAAAGGGAAACGCGAAGUGACAUGCGACUGCGGUGACUACUGUGUGAAGUGGCAGUACAUGGGUGUUUAUACGUGGGGUUGCUCGUGUUCGUCGGGUGUGUCGGGUGAUCUGUGUCCAUCCACUGAAAAGGCCACUCCUGUCGGCACUUUUUACUGUUGCAAAGGGAAUAAAUGCAAUGGAUCGACAAGUGCUUUCAAUGUGAUGAUCAUCGCUUUUCUCUCGUCAAUCUCUUUGUAUUUUUUAUGUUAU